AUAAAUGCACGGUGUUUACUUGUACAUUAGUAUUUAUUGGCGGUCCAAUUCAUAAAUAUUCAUGCAUCAAAGCUUUUAACAAAUCAUUUAUCAUUAUAAUCUUCAAAAAACAAAAACUGUUUAUCAACUACAUAAAUUUACUUAAACUAGGUGAAUACCUAUAACAGCAAUGAAAUAGUAAUAAUUUGAAGUGAAAGAGUGUUUUUGCCUCGUAUUUUUAAUGUAAACCUGAUAAAUAUAAAAUGAUUUAUUCAGUAAAUCUUCUGUGUUGGUAUAAUAAUACCGGGUUAAAUUAAAAUUAAAAUUGAUCAGUUGCGGCUUGCUAAAAAUUAAAGCUCGCGCGCCACGUUAAAAAUGGAUUUCACGAAGAAAAUGCACCAAUAUUUUAAAUUACACGAUCGACAAAAAGAAUAUGGUGCUCAUACAUCGAAAGUCCAUUCUGUUGCUUGGAACUGUGACGGAAGAAGGCUUGCUUCUGGAUCUUUCGAUCAAACUGCCAGUGUUUUUACUCUGGAUAAAGACAGGCUGUCCAGAGAUCAAUCAUACAAAGGGCACACAGACAGUGUAGAUCAGCUUUGUUGGCAUCCAAGCCAUCCAGAUUUAUUUGCAACUGCUUCCGGUGAUAAAACAGUAAGAAUAUGGGACGCAAGAAGUGGGAAAUGCUCAAUAACGAUGCAAACAAAAGGUGAAAACAUAAACAUAUGCUGGAGUCCCAAUGGGCAAACAAUCGCAGUUGGAAAUAAAGAAGAUUUGGUGACAUUUUUUGAUACAAAAACAUGGAAAGUAAAGGCAUAUGAGCAGUUUAAAGUUGAAGUGAAUGAAAUUUCUUGGAAUAAUUCCAAUGAUCUAUUUUUUCUGACGACAGGAUUAGGUACUGUUAAUAUACUAAGUUAUCCGGACCUAAAGCUGAUUCAAUCGCUUAGUGGACAUACAGCCAACUGUAUAUGCAUUGAGUUUGACCCUACAGGUCGCUAUUUUGCAACAGGCAGUGCUGAUGCAUUAGUAAAUUUAUGGGAUGUAACAGAACUUGUUUGUGUGCAGACAUUUUCAAGGCUUGACUGGCCUGUUCGAACAUUGAGUUUCAGUCAUGAUGGCAAACUUAUAGCUUCGGCAUCUGAAGAUCAUUUCAUUGAUAUUUCGAGCGUAGCAACCGGUGAAAAUGUUUGUGAGGUCAAAUGUGAAUCACCAACAUUCACCGUAGCGUGGCAUCCUAAGCAACUCUUACUCGCAUUCGCAUGUGAUGAUAAAGACAAGUAUAAACAUGAUAGAGAUGCCGGAACAAUUAAAUUAUUUGGUCUCUCGAGCGAGUCCACCAGUGACAAAAAGUAAGGGUUCGAGAGCUCGCCUUAUUUUCGGAAAUUAGCAAGCAAGAUGAUGGGGUAGCGGGAGCGAAGCGUACACUCAACACAUAUGGAUGGACCACCAUGGUCAAAAUAUCACGCAACAGUGAAUUCAUUUGAAAUUAAAUAUUAAAAAAAUAAUACAAAUGUAGAAAACAUCAGGUCAUUCAUAUAGAA
Molecule: messenger RNA, 1517 nt
Organism: Styela clava
Lineage: Eukaryota; Metazoa; Chordata; Ascidiacea; Stolidobranchia; Styelidae
Product: THO complex subunit 3-like
Biological process (GO): mRNA export from nucleus
Cellular component (GO): THO complex part of transcription export complex
Molecular function (GO): protein binding
Source: RefSeq, a predicted model, not a curated record